AUGGGUUCCAACAGCGGUAGAACCGCUAAGAUACCUCUCGUGCCCUUGUCCAAGGGCACUGUUCUCUUGCCUGGCGUGACUCUUCGAAUUCCCGUCUCGAACCGUCCCGACUUGGCCAAUUUGCUCUCCUCCCUAGUGGACCGACCAUCCAAACGCGAUGGCACCGUUAUCACCUUUGGGUGUGUUCCGCUGAAUUCGCCUUUCUUGAGCCACGAUGGCCUACAUUUGAUCGAAGGAGACGAUUCGGACGAAACACAGAGAGAUGACUAUGCUUCCAUCGAUGCAGGACAAGCGCGCAAGGAGGACCUAUUCCGCUACGGGACUCUAGGAAAGGUGGUCGGUGUUCAGCGCCGCGCCUAUUCGGAGCCGUUCCUUUUGGUCCAGGGCACUCAGCGCUUCACUAUCAGGAAAGUCCUGCGUGACCGCCCAUACUUUGAGGGCGAAGUUCUGCUCCAUGAAGAAAACUCGUCUUCUGUACAAAAUGAUCCAGAAGCAGCUGAAUUGUUCUCUCAACUGCGACAACUAUCCCGCGAAAUCCUCACCCUGCUACGCCUCUCCUCCCUUCUGUCGGCAGCCUCGACCCGCCUCUCUCCUCUGGUGGCACGGAAGUUCGAACUCUACAUCUCAAGGACCGAGCUGAGCCAAGCUGGGAAGCUAGCCGACUUCAUGGCGGAUGUUUCUGAUGCAAGCUUCGAAGAGAAACUGCGCAUUCUCGCAUCAUUCGACCUGAAAAAGAGACUGGCACGGGUGGUGGAGAUCUUGACACGCCAGGCUCAACAUAUCAAGAGUAGCGUCAAGGUCACAUCCAUCAGUACAUCUUUCCCGACAAGUAACCUUGACAUUGGUCAGAUGGAUCCUCGGGAGCGUGAGCUACUUGCAAAGCGUGCUAUGCAAGGUCUCUCAGGCCUCUCGCCUCCGGGUCCUUCGGGUGGGCGGGGUGGUGAUGAAGAGAAAGAGCCAAACGAAGUUGAUGAGCUGCAGAAGCGUCUCGAAGAGGCACAGCUCAGCCCGGAGGCCCAGAAGGUGGCCGAUAAAGAGUUGAAGCGUCUACGGAAGAUGAAUCCCGCCAACGCUGAGUAUGGAGUUUGCCGUACCUACCUCGAGAAUCUUGCCGAGAUUCCGUGGACUAAGGUGACCGAAGAUCAGCUUGGUCCAGACACUCUCAAGAAGGCUCGUCAGCAGCUGGAUGACGACCACUAUGGUUUGGAGCGGAUCAAGAAGCGUUUGCUCGAGUACCUAGCUGUGCUUCGGUUAAAGCAAUCAACGAAUAGCAACGUGGAUCGUGAGAUCCUUGGCCUCACUAAGGACCUAGAGGCUGCAUCCUCCGGUGACCUGGAACAGGAUACCCCUCUGCUGUCUGAGACCGAUCGCGUCGCCCUUGAAACGCGCCUGGAUAUCUUGAAGUCCAAGCGUGCGACUGACAAGUCCCCCAUCUUGCUCCUGGUCGGUCCACCUGGAACCGGAAAGACUAGCUUGGCUCGCUCAGUCGCGGCCUCUCUUGGUCGCAAGUUUCACCGUAUCUCUCUUGGUGGAGUACGAGAUGAAGCAGAAAUCCGCGGUCACCGCCGUACCUACGUCGCCGCCAUGCCCGGAUUGAUCGUCAAUGGUUUGAAGAAGGUCGGUGUGGCCAACCCAGUGUUUUUGCUGGAUGAAAUCGACAAGGUUGGCGGUGCGAAUUUCCAAGGCGAUCCUUCCGCCGCCAUGCUGGAAGUUCUAGACCCCGAGCAGAAUCAUACCUUCACCGAUCAUUAUAUCAACAUCCCCAUUGAUCUCAGCAAGAUUCUUUUCAUUGCCACUGCGAACUCGCUGGAAACCAUCCCAGCACCUUUGCUUGAUCGCAUGGAAACUAUUUCGCUCUCGGGAUACACCACUAUUGAGAAGCGACACAUUGCUAAACGACAUUUGAUUCCGAAGCAGAUUCGUUCUAACGGUCUAACCGAAGGCCAAGUCCGUCUUUCUGAUGAGGUCAUCGACAAGAUUAUCACAUCCUAUACUCGGGAAUCUGGCGUGCGUAAUCUUGAGCGUGAACUUGGCUCAAUCUGCCGCUACAAGGCCGUUCAGUACGCUGACGCAAGCGAUGCCGAUCGCGUACGCGAGUACAACCCUGUCGUCACCGUUGAAGACCUCGAGGAUAUUCUCGGCAUCGAGCGAUUUGAAGAAGAGAUUGCAGAGAAGCACGGCCGCCCUGGCGUUGUCACUGGACUGGUUGCUUAUUCUACCGGAGGACAGGGGAGCAUUCUUUUCAUCGAGGUCGCCGACAUGCCUGGCAAUGGCCGCGUGCAGCUCACUGGCAAACUUGGCGAUGUACUGAAGGAGUCCGUCGAGGUUGCGCUGACAUGGGUGAAAGCCCACUCGUUUGAGCUGGGACUCACCCACGACCCGAACGAGGACAUCAUGAAGAACCGAAGCCUCCACGUCCACUGUCCCUCUGGUGCCAUUCCUAAAGACGGUCCUUCAGCGGGCCUUGCGCACACUAUGGCGCUCAUUUCGCUGUUCACCAACAAGUCAGUGCCGCCUCAGAUCGCCAUGACUGGCGAGAUCUCGUUACGUGGCCGCGUGAUGCCCGUUGGUGGCAUCAAGGAGAAGCUCAUCGGCGCUCUACGUGCCGGUGUGAAGACCGUUCUGCUGCCCCAGGCCAAUCGCAAAGAUGUCAAGGACGUUCCCCAGGAGGUCCAUGAUGGCCUAGAGAUUAUCUAUGUUCAGCACAUCUGGGAGGCCCUGCAACGGAUCUGGCCGGAUGCUCACUGGCCUGGCCAGCAAAUGAACUUGAUUGAGAGCCGUCUGUAA
Messenger RNA from Penicillium chermesinum, 2787 nucleotides. RefSeq names its product putative LON domain serine protease. Gene Ontology annotation, cellular component: peroxisomal matrix. The record is from RefSeq and is a predicted model, not a curated record. The transcript is spliced from 3 exons. Gene Ontology annotation, biological process: protein catabolic process; protein processing; protein targeting to peroxisome. Gene Ontology annotation, molecular function: serine-type endopeptidase activity; ATP binding; ATP hydrolysis activity. Lineage: Eukaryota; Fungi; Ascomycota; Eurotiomycetes; Eurotiales; Aspergillaceae. Bases 1 to 2787 code for a protein of 928 amino acids.